UCGCUGCCGGUCGGCCCGGUCCUGCCACCGCCACCACAUACAAGUGGGCGUCGUGCAGACCAAACAACUCGCUCCACUCGAAUUCCAACCAUGGCAGGGCACGCCCAAGCUUCAACAACACCUCUGCUGUGCCUCCCCCUCUGCCUCCUAGUACUGCUAUCCUCUGCCCAACGGGCAACGGGCAUGUACCUCGACGCCGGCGGAAACCACGAGACCUUCUCCGGCGGCACCGUGCCUGAGAGCUUCAGCGUACGGAGCCGCAACUCCUCCAACAGCUCCGGCGCCGGCGCGGCCUUCUGCAGGCUCCUCUCCCUCCAGAUCCUCGACCUGUCCAACAACCAGCUCACGGGCGAGCUCCCCGACUGCUGGUGGAAUCUGCAGGCGCUGCAGUUCAUGGACCUCUCCAACAACUCCUUCUCGGGUCAAAUCCCCGCUGCCGAGGCAAGUCACAACUGCUCCCUCGAGUCGCUCCAUCUCGCCGGCAAUGACUUCACCGGCACCUUCCCGCGGGUCUUGGAUCAUUGCGAUUCGCUGACCACCCUCGACAUCGGGAAUAAUAAGUUCUUCGGCGCCAUCCCUCCAUGGAUAGGAACCCGUGUUCCAUCGUUGAGAAUCCUUAGCCUUAGAUCAAACAAUUUCACAGGAGAAAUCCCUUCGAAGUUGUCGCGGCUUUCUAAACUCCAGCUGCUCGACCUUGCCAACAACAGACUGACAGGACCAAUCCCUGUAGCAUUCGGCAACAUGGCCUCCAUGAGGCAUCCAGAAAUUGUGUCGAGUCAGGCAUCAGCGCUGGAUGGGUCGAAUUAUCAGGAUAGAAUCGAUAUAAUCUGGAAGGGCCAGGAGCUCAUCUUCCAAAGAACGAUCCGGUUAUUAACCGGCAUCGAUCUGUCAGGCAAUAUGUUGUCUCGGUGCAUCCCUGAAGAGUUAACUAGGCUGGAAGGCCUCCGAUUUCUAAACCUGUCAAGAAACCAUCUGUCAUGCGGCAUCCCUAAAGAUAUUGGUAGUUUGAGGAAUCUCGAGUCUCUUGAUCUAUCAUGUAAUGAGCUUUAUGGAAACAUUCCACAGAGCAUCUCGAUCUUGUCCGGGCUCAGCACAUUCAACAUCUCGAACAAUCAUUUGUCAGGCAAGAUACCUACUGGGAGCCAGAUGCAGACGUUGACCGACCCUUCGAUUUACCGGAACAAUUCCGGCCUUUGCGGAUUUCCUCUAGAGGAUUGUCCAAAUACUUCGCCUGCUUCGGAUGAGAAAACCGGUGAAGGGGAGGACCAGUGGCUGUACUACUGUGUGACUGCUGGGGUUGUUUUUGGGUUUUGGCUAUGGUUUGGACUGCUCUUUUCAGUUGAGACCUGGAGAUGUGCUCUUCUCUUCUCUGUCGAUGGCAUGCAAUCCAAGAUUAUGCAGAAGGUGUCGCAUAUUGACCAGUUUAUUUCAAAAAGUAGUAAUGAUCAAUAUAUGUAAUUGUUUCUUGCUUUGCUGUAAAACACAAGAAUGUAUGUAUGCUAUGUUAGGCCUUGUACCAUGGGAAAUGCUUAGGAAGAUGCUUAGUAAAAUAAGCCGAGUUCUUCUUAAGCACCGGUGCUUAUUUCUAUAGGACAGACGCUUAAUUAAGCGUCUACCCUCUACAAAUAAGCACCGAUACUUAGAGAAAAACUGGUUUAUUUCUCUAAGCACCUAUCCCAAGCACCUUGCAUUGUACAGGGCCUUAUGAACUUUGUUUUGUAAUAGGCAACUUUUCGUCCCAUUUUCUCAUGUAGUGGGGAGGGGAAAUAAUAUCAUGCAUAUUUGGGCUUCA
Messenger RNA from Triticum aestivum (bread wheat), 1792 nucleotides. RefSeq names its product receptor-like protein EIX2. Lineage: Eukaryota; Viridiplantae; Streptophyta; Magnoliopsida; Poales; Poaceae. The transcript has a single exon. The record is from RefSeq and is a predicted model, not a curated record. Bases 91 to 1458 code for a protein of 455 amino acids. Gene Ontology annotation, molecular function: protein binding.